AUGCCCCUCUCUCAUUCCCCCCCUUUUCUCAUUCAACAAAGGAUCCCCAACAAUGGGGCAACAAAAAGUUACCAUGGGUUUCUGUAUCGGCGACCUCAAGAUUUAUUAUCACAGCCCAUUUAUGAUAACAAUGGUUUGAUUGUAGGACUACAGUCAGCUAUCCCAAAUUAUUUGAAAGGAUUUGAUGCUAACAAUCGCACUAUAAACAUUCCCCCUGCAAAAAUGAUGCCCCCUUUUAUGAAAGGAGGAAAAACUAACAAGGGUGUAAAAUUAUACACACUCACAGCCUAUUUUAAACACCCGAGACUUGUGUGUAACCCAGGUGCUAGAGAUGCCAAACCAUAUAAAGGUCUAUAUAUACAAAUGGGGGAUGACCCUGAAAGAGAUUAUAUGGAAAUACCAUUAAAAUUAAAAGAUUUAUCAAGUGAUUGGAAAGAAGCAGGAUGUGUUACAAAAAUGGGUACUCAUUAUUUUAAGAACCUUUCAAAGAAAUUACGAUGCGAGGAUCUCUACCCCGUAUUUCUAACAUACACUGAUGGAAAAUUGGGUGCCUUUGGGUGGAUAUUCCAAGGAAAUCCACCAAAAAACAAUAAAUUUGACCUUAGCUGGUAUCAUCUCUCUCCAAGCCUGUAUGCGUUCAUUGGACUCAAAAAAAAAAACGUGCCACCAUGUAUGCUCUAUCCUGAGUUCCAAGUGAAUGGGAUUCAUAUUUGGCUCCGGCCACCAUCCGAACAGUUGUGUAUAAAACAUCCAAUCCAUACAUCUCACCCAAGCUCCAAGACAACCACAACUAUAGUUCAGCUGCAGAUUGUCCCAGGAAAUUAUUACAUUGGAAAUGCGAACAGCCCAUCCUUAGCGGGUAUUUUUGUCCUUCUAGUCAUCUCCAUUGGACUACAUUUAAUCUAA
This is a messenger RNA of Acanthosepion pharaonis, 906 nucleotides long. NCBI's taxonomy places the organism in Eukaryota, Metazoa, Mollusca, Cephalopoda, Sepiida, Sepiidae. The record is from the annotation of a GenBank genome assembly.